GUCAAAGCAAAGACGGCAGUUCCCCAAGCUAGAUGGUCAGGGCAGAUACAGCUUCUCAGUGGGGCUUAAACAUUGGGGACAAAGAUGUUAAAACAAACACGGAAUGUUUGUCCCCAGGGAACUGGAUGUGGUAGAGAGAGACAAGGUAGGGCCUCAGGUCUCACCUCUGGAACUCAUUUACUGGGUGACAUCUGUCCAGUCCCAAACAAGUUUGCAAAAGAUACUCAGAAUGAACAGCCACCCCUGCCUGCGCUUCGCUUUUUUCCGUGAAACUAACCAGUCCCUAAGAACCUUCCAGCUGCAGGAUGUGGGUCUAUGCCACAUGCCUGGGCAGGUGCGUGGAAACUGCGUUGUGCUGGGAUGGUCGUGGCACCUGGGUGAGAGGCAUGACUGCAGAGAGCGGACACCUGGCGGAGCUCCUGCAGCCGCCAACAAUCAUUCAGGGAAUUUGAGGCACCAGGCAGAAGAAACAAGUGCCUGGUAGGAUGUCACAGGGUAAGCCUGGCUUUCACCCCGUCGGGCCUGGGGGAGACUCACCGAGGCACCCAUGAUGAUGAAUAUGUGUGUGUCGGCCUGGUGGAAGGCAUUGCCCUGGUACAGCUCUUCCCGCAGGAUCCCGCACACCUGCGUUCGGCUCAGGGCCACCUGCUCUGCCAUGGUGUUCUCUGGUGGAAGAAAAGCUCGUUGACAAGGCGCAGGGACAGAGGAGCCUGGAGAAGGGGACCUGUGGGCUCUCACCAGGGUGAUGCCUGCUGAUGGCAGUCACUGGCUGUGCAGGGACAUCACACAGCAGGAAGGGGACCAGCUCACUCUAAUAACCUGACUCGGGCGGAAACUCGAUGACGAGCCGGAUGGGGUCAGGGUUUGCAGAUGAUGGGAGUGUGGCUCCAGCUCGAUCCCUGCCAAACUGGGCGGCCUCCCGGGGUCUCAGAGUCCUCGGCAGCCCAAAAGGAAGUCGGAAGUGGCGGUUUCCGCAGCCGGAGGAAGGAAGGGCGACCGCCGAACCGGGACUUUCUCGGAGCGCCGGGGACCUGGGAGUGCCCGUGGCCAGCUGCUCCCGCCCGUCUCACGUCGGACCAACUCUGCUGACAGGUGGCUCACAUUGCAAAGCCGUUAUUCCCUACCCGACCUCAUACUAUUUCGGUGAACUGAGGAUCAAUCGGCCGUGCCUGGCAUGUUCGAGGAGCAGCACGGAGACUGAUCGUUCUCCCGCGGUGGCUGGUUACGAAGUUGUCGCAGUAAUCCAGGCUCGGACUUGAAUGAGCAGGCCUCCUUGGAAGAACCAGCUGUGUGAGAUGGUGCAGCCCAGUGGCGGUCCAGCGGGGGACCAGGACGUGCUGGGUGAAGAGUCUUCUCUGGGGAAGCCAGCCAUGCUCCACCUUCCUUCCGAGCAGGGUGCUCCUGAGACCCUCCAGCGGUGCCUGGAGGAGAAUCAAGAGCUCCGAGAUGCCAUCCGGCAGAGCAACCAGAUGCUCCGGGAGCGCUGCGAGGAGCUGCUGCAUUUCCAGGCCAGUCAGCGUGAGGAGAAGGCCUUCCUCAUGCAGAAAUUCCAGGAGGCCAGGAAAGUGGUGGAGAAGCUGACCCUGGAGAAGCUCGACCUGAAGAGGCAGAGGGAUCAGGCCCUGCAGGAGGUGGAGCACCUGAAGAGAUGCCAGCAGCAGAUGGCCGAAGACAAGGCCUCGGUGAAAGCCCAGGUGACGUCCUUGCUGGGGGAGCUGCAGGAGAGCCAGAGUCGCCUGGAGGUGGCCAACAAGGACCGGCAAGCCUUGGAGGGCAGAGCCCGGGUGGCCAGUGAGCAGCUCCGGCAGCUGGAGAGCGAGCGGGAGGCGCUGCAGCAGCAGCACAGCGUGCAGGUGGACCAGCUGCGCAUGCAGAACCAGAGUGUGGAGGCCGCGCUGCGCAUGGAGCGCCAGGCUGCCUCGGAGGAGAAGCGAAAGCUGGCACAGUUGCAAGUGGCUUACCACCAGCUCUUCCAGGAAUAUGACAGUCACAUCAAGAGCAGCAUGGCAAGCAGUGAGCGAAACCGAGGCACCCAGCUGGAGGAUAUAAAGCAGCAGCUCCAGGAGGCCGAGGAGGCCCUGGUGGCCAAGCAGGAGCUGAUUGACAAGCUGAAGGAAGAAGCCGAGCAGCACAAGAGCCUGAUGGAGACUGUCCCGGUGCUGAAGGCCCAGGCGGAUAUCUACAAAGCGGACUUUCAGGCCGAGAGGCAGGCCCGGGAGAAGCUGGCUGAGAAGAAGGAGAUCCUGCAGGAGCAGCUGGAGCAGCUGCAGAGGGAGUACAGCAAGCUGAAGGCCAGCUGUCAGGAGUCAACCAGGGCUCUGAUUGAAGAUAUGCGGAAGCGACACGUAGAGGGCCCCCAGCCUCCUUUGCCCCCUGGUCCAGCGCACCACUCCUUCCACCUGACCCUGCUCAACCAGAGGAGGAGCCCCCCCGAGGAGCCGCCUGAUUUCUGCUGCCCCAAGUGCCAGUAUCAAGCCCCCGACAUCGACACCCUGCAGAUCCACGUCAUGGAGUGCAUCGAGUAGGGCCUCCUGCAGGCGACAAGCCCGGAGUGCCGUGGUCCGCGCUUCCCUCUCUCACCUGCCCAGCCCCGAGUCGAGGGCUAGUCCCACCCAGCAGCCCCAAGAGCCCGCCACAGGGCCCUGGGCUCCAGCUCUUCAGGGGUUGCUGCUGGUUUUCCUUUUAGGGUUUAUCGAACCCCAGUUAGGCCUGAUGUACCCCACUCUUUUGGUUUCAUUUUCUCUGCUCCAACUGAUGGCCUCUGGGGGCUGCUCCCCUCACUCUUCCACCCCCCCAGCUGGGGGCAUCAAGGAUGAAGGCCCAGAGCUCUCAGGGAGAACUGCUUCCUCUCCAGGCAGGUGGCGGGCAUCUGCUGUCUUGUUCCUGGCCAUCCAGUCCUCCAUUCUGUGGUGUCUUUAGCCAGUCCGCUCUCGAUGGGUGGUGGGGUUGUUUGUAGUGUUUCACUGGCAUAAGUGAUGCUGUGGGGAAAAUUCCCACACCUACCUAGAUCCUGUGUGUCUUUGGGCUGGACUCUGAGAAGCAGGACCUCUGAGCAUCUGUGAACGUGGUAGCUGGUGCCCAGGGGUCCCCGCCUCGGUCUGGGAGCAUCGUUUUGCACCCCUCUACCUGCUUCCCACAGCCAGGCGGGGCUGUGGUGAAACCUCGGGUCUUUGCCCCGUGCUGGGCGUGCUGUUCUCUAGUUAAGAGGAAGAUCGAGCCACUUUUCAGAGGUGUCAGGGCCACUUUUGAGCCUUUGUCUCUGGACUGCCUCUUCAUACCUUUUGCUCAUUUUUCCUCUUGGGUUGUUGGCCUUCAUUCCUUGGUUUUUGGGAGCUCUUUGCUUAUUAGUGGGAUCUGCGCUCGUUUGCGACGUCAGUUGCAAAUCUCUUUUCCCAGUUCUACUCUGCUACUAGUGUUUUGUGUUUUUUUUUCGCCUGGAAGUUUUUUGAAUUUUGUGUAGUCCCAUUUGUUAGUCUUCCCUUUCUUCGUUUUGGGGGUUGAGUUGUGGGGUUACUACCUCGUGGCCUGAUGGCAGGGAAGCUUCAGACACUUCUUGUCUCUAACAUCAGAAAGCGUGCUCAGGUCUCAGGCCUGCCUGAGGGCGCUGCCAGCCAGCGUGUAUCUUAGCACGUGCCGGAAGAUCGUGAUGCCUUUCCUGGCAGCAGCCCCACGGGCCCCUGGCCUUGCCAAUGGAAGCCAUCUGGCAACGAUUGGGAGAUGAUGAACAACAGAGGACUCUUCACCUUGUUGUUGGUUUUGUGAGGUUCCGGGCGUUUCCCAGCCAUAUCAAAGCCAUGGGCGUUAACCUGGCAGUUGUAGUAAGGAAGGAAAUUGGAAGUUAGGAGAGAAUGCAGCGUCCCCAUUCACCUCCUCCUCCCUGCCCUCCUCCCAGUCUCUUCUGGCUGGGAAGGAGAUGUGGUGCCUCCUUCCCUGGCCUUCCUUUCAGGGCCUCCUGUCUGUGCCUUCCUGCUCUCCCGGAGGACUCACUGCCAUCGGCUCUCUGGGCUUUAGGAGACAGACUGGUGGCUUGCGACCCCCUGCAGAGGCUAAGGCAGCCCUCUUGGUGUCAAACGGCGAUCAUAUCUUUUGAGAGGCUGCCACACAGCCUAGGACAGGGGCACCUUCCAGAGAGCUGCCAGCCUGAAGGCAGACACCUCCAGGAUCCAUGGCUCUGCUGGAGGGAUUCAGUCUGUGGUUGAAGGGUGGCUGCCCAGCUGCAGGGGAACACACAUGGAAAGCUGGAGUUGGGUUGCGGGGCAGGCCCUUAGCAGGUGUGGGGCAUGCUCAUCGGGAGACCUCAUCUCUAGCUGGACCCUGCGGUGAGGCCAGUGGGACAUGCAGCGGUAGACGGGGCAGGCUGGUGCGGUGGGCCUGGCCGAGCCCUGGAUCGGGGGCUGUGGGCAUGUAGGGAUGGACUUGGGGUUUCUCAGGAGGGGGACAAAGGUGGGCAGGAGCCCUUCUCUGACCAGCUCCCUCUUCUGAAAGAUGGGGAAGAAGACAGAUGGUGAGACCCUACUGUUUGAUGCGCAAGAGAAAUCCAAAUGGCCAGUAAACAGUCUGAAAGUAUUUUACCCUCACUAGUAACUAAAACGUGAAAUCAAAGGGUAAGCAAAACAGGAUGGUAAAAUAGCGACAGGUCAAGAAUGACAGCGGCCAGUUGGCAAGGUGCACAGAGCAGGCCUCAGCCUGUCGCCCUUCAGUGGAGGCCGGUUUUGGUGCCUGAACAAGAGGCUCGGGAAGUGUUCUCAGUCCUCCUAACCCUGAGACAAUCAGACACACGCACUGACUCCUGUGCUGUGUGGGUGCUCGCGGCACCCUUAUCGCCGGCAGCUGGAAGGCCGAGCAGAGAGAUGAGGCCACAGAGCUGGACCCUGGGGGCCCGCCCAGCCAGCAUUCUGAACCCCUUGCUACCUGCAUGUUACGGUGUGUUGAAUGAAAAAGCCAGGAGACAAAAUUGUAUACCAAGUGUGACCCCGAAUCUUGUGUCUCUCUAUGUAAAAAAGUAAAAGCUGCAAGUGCACACACUGCUAAGGUUUGGAUGUGUAUGAAUGGUAAUUAAAAAUUUUCCUUACAUAUUUA
Messenger RNA from Choloepus didactylus (southern two-toed sloth), 5079 nucleotides. RefSeq names its product inhibitor of nuclear factor kappa B kinase regulatory subunit gamma (gene IKBKG). NCBI's taxonomy places the organism in Eukaryota, Metazoa, Chordata, Mammalia, Pilosa, Megalonychidae. Gene Ontology annotation, cellular component: nucleus; cytoplasm; IkappaB kinase complex. The transcript is spliced from 14 exons. The record is from RefSeq and is a predicted model, not a curated record. Gene Ontology annotation, molecular function: K63-linked polyubiquitin modification-dependent protein binding. The coding region runs from base 1260 to 2525 and encodes 421 amino acids. Gene Ontology annotation, biological process: positive regulation of canonical NF-kappaB signal transduction.